Molecule: messenger RNA, 2025 nt
Organism: Gadus chalcogrammus (walleye pollock)
Lineage: Eukaryota; Metazoa; Chordata; Actinopteri; Gadiformes; Gadidae
Gene: plvapb
Product: plasmalemma vesicle associated protein b
Exons: 8
Coding region: 224-1441 (405 amino acids)
Biological process (GO): regulation of vascular permeability; positive regulation of cellular extravasation
Cellular component (GO): caveola
Source: RefSeq, a predicted model, not a curated record
GUCAGUGUUUACAUCCAUCCCGCCACACCGGCUCUGCUCCUGGACUGGUCCUAUCGUCUAGAACAGCCCCAUGAGAGCUGAAACCGCUCUGCAGCAGGUCUGGUCUCGUCUUCAACACCUGUCUUGCCAAGAGCACUUAAGGAAAGCAUCCUAGGGAGGAAGAAAAGCUCUGAAGGAUUCCGACAAGAUUCCGACUAGCCGCCACCCCCUCUCUGCCGCGGCCAUGUACAGCAGCAGCUAUCCACGGGCCAGGCUGGGCCUGGAGCCGCUCCACAAGGCCCGAGGGAAGAGCUGCGGCUACUACAUGAGGAUCGUCUUCUUCUUCUCGUCCCUGAUCCAGUCCCUGAUCAUCGCCAGCCUGGUGCUGUUCCUGGUGUACGGGCAGCCCGAGAAGUCUGCUGAGGAGCUGAGGAUCACGGAGAUGGAGCAGAACUUCAACCAGCUGAGUGGGAACAACAUCCAGCUGAGGAAGGAGAAGGGGGAGCUGGGGGCGCAGCUCGGGGCGGCCGCGGCCCAGAAGGCUGCCCUGGAGAAGGAGGUGGCGCAGCUGAAGACCAGCGCCAACAGCUCGGCCAAGCUGCACCAGGCCGGCCAGAAGAAGCUGGUGCAGUGCGAGGAGGAGAAGAGGCUGACUCUCACGCGAUGUGCAGCACAGCCACAGUGUCCCCCUGGGCCUCCGGUCAACCCCUUCGCUCUCUCUAACAACGAGCGGACGGUGCUUCAGAGCCUCAACGAGCAGCAGAGAGCCAUGCUCAGACUCCUGGAGGCCAACUUCACCCAGACGGUGACGUACCUGAGCCAAGAGAGAGACGGAGCCAUCAGGGACCGCGACGCACAAAACCAGGAGGCCAUCGCCACGCGGCAGCACGCCCUCCGCAUGCAGGAGCAGCUCAGCGCCUACACCAGGAAGUGCAAGGAGGACUUUGCCAAGUCUCUGGAGGGCAUCCAGACGGUGACCAGCGCCUUCCUGGCUCGGAUCAACGACCUGUUCCCCCACCACCUCACCUUCCACCUCACCUGUGCCAAGCAGCAGGAGCAGAUGGAGAAGACCCGAGCCAACUGCACCAACCUCUCCCGGGAGGUAGAGGACCGCUUCCAGAAGUACCUCAACCACGUCGGAGACCAGGUGGCGAACAUCCAGGCUCUCUCCAGCAAACUGGAGGUCCAGAGCUCCACCCUGACCACUGCCCUGCAGACCUGUGAGCAGAAGCGCGAUGGCAUGGCGGCAAAGAGCGACCUGCUGGUCCAGGAGGCCCAGAAGACUCACGACACCAGGAUGAAGACGAUCCUGUUGGAGCAGAACCGCCUGCGGGAAGAGAAGAAGCUGAUGGCCCAGCGGCUGGCAAUGGUGGAGGGAGAGAACCGGAGAUUCCAGAACCUGGGGGCUCCGCCCAACUGCAAGCAGGGUCAGGUGACCAAACCGAUGCCAGGCAGUGGAUAACGGUCCAGUUAAAGAGAGCAGCUGUAUAGAAUCUGUAUAUCUCUAUAGAUCCACGUUUAUACUGAGAGUGCAGAUCAACCGGAGGACUUCACCCAGGGGUCUAUUCAAUGGAAUGAAAAGCUGCAGACAUAGAACUGCAUAAGAAGACUCAGGCAUCUACAAAUAGCAGACUCUCAGCUUCCAAGUUGAGUGCUUCAGAAACAUUUUCACUCGAAAGAAUUCAAUAUGUUGAAUUAUUGUCGAUUAGUGUAAAUUACCAAACAUGUUUAUUUAUGACACAAAACACUUGAAUCAUGAAAGGAUGUAUACACUAGCUAUUUAUCAUCUACAGCUUAUCACAUUAACGUAUAAUUAUUACAUAUAAUAUAUGCCUGACUAAACACUUAUUUGAUAGUAUUGCGGUUGCAAUUGUCCUUGAUGUACAAUUUGUUUAUUCCUUUCCUUGUAAUCAUCAGCGGAAAAAGUGUCAAUGUUUUUGUAUUCACAUAUUUGACUUUGCAUCAAGGUUAUUGCUAAUUUAUGAUUGUUUUAUGAAGAAAUAAAUAGCUGAUUUUUUUUCAACAGCCUUUAAUAAAUAAAACCAA